Messenger RNA from Lontra canadensis (Northern American river otter), 1193 nucleotides. It is a transcript of the gene CCDC86, whose product is annotated as coiled-coil domain containing 86. Gene Ontology annotation, cellular component: nucleolus. The transcript has 4 exons. The record is from RefSeq and is a predicted model, not a curated record. Bases 46 to 1122 code for a protein of 358 amino acids. Lineage: Eukaryota; Metazoa; Chordata; Mammalia; Carnivora; Mustelidae.
UGGAGGCUGCACGUGGGCUGAAAUUGGAAACUUUCAGGACCCGCCAUGGAUACGCCGCUUAGGCGCAGCCGGAGGCUGGAAGGCCUAAACCCUGAAUCCCCCGAGACCCCCAGCUCAGUUUUGCGGGCGAGACGGGCCCUUGUGGAGUUCAAGUCGGACCCGGAAGAGACCAGGGAGCCCGAGUCUCCGAGUGCUCAGCGACCCGGCCUGGGGUCCCCCCGACGUCAGCAGGAGACAAGCCCGGGGUCACCUAUUCUACCGCAGGGUGCAGGUCUGGGGGCCCCCGGAAGGGAGCCGGAGCCGGGCCCACCGUCCCUCCAGCGCCAGCAGAACCCAGGCCUGGAGUCACUCCAGACACUUCCGGAGUCGGGUCCAGAACUCCCCGGAUUUCAGCCAAAGCCAAGUGGGGAGUCCACAGAGUUCUCCCAGACCCAGGAAAAGCCGGACUCGGAGUUGUCACUGAGUAAGAAGGAGCUGGCCUCGGGGUCUCCCCGACAUCAGCUGCGCCCAGGAUCCCCUGAGCCUUACCUGGCUGAGCAAGCGCCCGGUCCGGAGCCCUCGCGGCCACUCCAGGAGCCGACAGCCCAGUCACCCGCCUCCCCCCGGGGUCAGCGCAAGCCGAAUAAGCCACCUCCGGCCUGGAAGACGGUGCGAAGCAGCCUCGGGGCGCAGAAGAGGACAAGCUCUUCAGCCCAGACCCCAGCGUCCAAGAAGUUGAAGGAGGGGGAGGAGGUUCCUGUAAUCCCUAUGGGAAAGCCCAAAUCGGGGCGGGUGUGGAAGGACCGCUCCAAGAAAAGGUUCUCCCAAAUGGUGCAGGACAAGCCCCUGCGCACAUCCUGGCAGCGGAAGAUGAAGGAUCGACAGGAGAGGAAGCUGGCCAAGGACUUCGCCCGGCACCUAGAGGAGGAGAAGGAGAAACGACGGCAGGAGAAGAAACAGCGCCGGGCCGAGAACCUGAAACGCCGCCUGGAGAAUGAGCGGAGGGCAGAGGUCGUCCAAGUGAUCCGAAACCCUGCCAAGCUCAAGCGGGCAAAGAAGAAGCAGCUUCGCUCCAUUCAGAAGCGGGACACGCUGGCCCUGCUGCAGAAGCAGCCACCCCAGGGGCCAGCGGCCAAGAUCUGAGUGCGCGGCGGCCCAGAGGCCUGCGGCCAGCUGUUGUGUCGGACUCACACUUGUCAGGCCACGGCCCUCCA